Messenger RNA from Daldinia childiae, 4467 nucleotides. RefSeq names its product ABC transporter G family member 11. Gene Ontology annotation, molecular function: ATP hydrolysis activity; ABC-type transporter activity; ATP binding. Gene Ontology annotation, cellular component: membrane. Bases 1 to 4467 code for a protein of 1488 amino acids. The record is from RefSeq and is a predicted model, not a curated record. Lineage: Eukaryota; Fungi; Ascomycota; Sordariomycetes; Xylariales; Hypoxylaceae. The transcript is spliced from 2 exons. Gene Ontology annotation, biological process: transmembrane transport.
AUGUCUGAGAAGGAUUUAGAGAAGCAGUUUACAUCCGGGGAGCCGCCCCAAGACCAUGACGAUGGGUUCACGUCGGCUAAAACUACUGGGCCGCCGUCCACAGAUUCGACAGUCGCAACGGACUUAGAGGAGCAACGUGAAACUGUGAGACAGAACAACCCUAAUGGCUUCUCACGCAUCAACACUGGCGUCUCCGUCGAACAAGCCGAAGCCGAUUUUGCUGAGCUUAGACGGGAACUAUCUGGGUUGUCUAAAGCAAGCCGUACUCGUAGCCGAAAGGAAUCUGAUGUUGAAAAAGGGGGCUUCACAGCUCUCGAGACUCCGGGGUCUCAAGAGUCGAUUGAAGCUUUCGAUUUGGAGACAACCCUACGAGGAGGACUGGAUGCCGAGAGAGAGGCUGGCAUCAAGCCAAAGCAUAUUGGCGUCUACUGGGACGGACUUACAGUCAAGGGUAUGGGAGGCACUGCUAAUUUCGUGAAAACAUUCCCCGAUGCCUUCAAGGAUUUCGUUGACUAUUGGACUCCCUUAAUGAGCCUACUCGGUAAGGGUAACAAAGGCACCGAAGUCACUCUGCUGGAAAAUUUCAAGGGCGUCGUAAAUCCUGGCGAGAUGGUUCUUGUUCUAGGAAGGCCAGGAUCCGGAUGCACGACUUUCUUGAAGUCGAUUGCGAACCAGCGAUGGGGUUAUACUGGCGUUACCGGAGAAGUUCUUUAUGGACCAUUCACCGCUGAGGAAUUCCAGCAAUACCGUGGCGAGGCCGUCUACAACCAGGAGGACGAUAUCCACCACGCCACCCUUACCGUUGAACAGACACUCGCUUUCGCGCUGGAUACCAAGGUCUCCAAAAGACUGCCAGCGGGAACCUCGAAGAGCAAGUUUAAGGAGGAAGUAAUUACAAUGUUACUCAAGAUGUUCAAUAUCGAGCACACAAGAAAGACCGUGGUUGGUGAUGCACUAGUCCGCGGUGUUUCUGGUGGUGAGAGGAAGCGUGUCUCUAUUGCUGAGAUGAUGAUCACAAACGCCUGUGUUCUAUCAUGGGAUAACAGUACUCGAGGUCUCGAUGCUAGCACGGCCCUCGACUUUGUCAAGUCCCUUCGCAUCCAAACCAACCUAUACAAGACAUCUACUUUCGUGUCUCUUUACCAGGCAUCCGAGAAUAUUUACAAGCAAUUCGACAAAGUCCUACUUAUAGAUGGUGGCAAGCAGGUCUACUUUGGUCCUACUACCGAGGCGCGAGCCUAUUUCGAAGGACUAGGAUUCCUCCCGCGACCGCGACAGACGACACCCGAUUAUAUUACCGGCUGCACGGACGAGUUCGAGCGCGAAUACUCGGAUGGCUUUUCGGCACGGAAUGCCCCACACAGCCCCGAGACAUUGGCCGAAGCAUUCGAGAAAUCCCGGUUUGCCCAACAAUUGAGUACCGAGAUGGCAGAAUACAAGACUAGGCUUGAACACGAACAAGAGAUCGCUCGUCAUAAUGAUUUCCGCAUGGCCGUACGCGAGAGUAAGCGAAGCGGUGCGAAACAUUCCGUCUACAGCGUGGGUUUCCACCUCCAGGUGUGGGCUUUGAUGAAACGACAGUUUGCCAUCAAGUUCCAGGAUAAGCUUACUAUAGUACUAUCUUGGAUUCGAACCAUCGUCAUUGCAUUGGUACUGGGGUCCUUGUACUUCAAUCUGGGACAAACAUCUGCUAGCGCUUUCGGUAAAGGAGGUCUUCUCUUCAUCUCUCUCUUGUUCAACGCCUUCGAAGCUUUCUCUGAAUUAGGAUCAACAAUGAUGGGUCGACCGAUCGUAAACAAGCAUAAAGCAUACACUUUCCAUCGACCAUCGGCAUUAUGGAUAGCGCAGAUAUUUGUGGACACAGCCUUUUCGGCAACGCGAAUUCUUGUGUUCUCGAUCAUCCUCUACUUCAUGACUAACCUUACGAGGACACCUGGGGCCUUCUUCACGUUCUAUCUGCUGAUUCUUGUUGGAAACAUCUCGAUGACACUCUACUUCCGUAUCAUUGCCUGUCUUAGUCCUGACUUUGAUUACGCUAUCAAGUUUGCUGUCGUUACGAUCACUUUAUUUGUCUUGACCUCCGGUUAUCUGAUCCAAUAUCAGUCUCAACAAGUCUGGCUUAGGUGGAUCUUCUGGAUCAACACCUUGGGUCUUACCUUUUCCAGUCUGAUGGCGAAUGAGUUUGGCGGAAACCAAAUGAGAUGUUCGGACGAGUCGCUUAUUCCCUCAGGACCUUCGUAUGGUAACAUUAGCCAUCAAGUCUGCACCCUAGCAGGCUCAACCCCUGGAAGUCUCACUGUAAACGGUGGUGAUUAUAUUACGCAAGGAUUCUCUUACGCUCCCCAGGAUUUGUGGAGGAACUUCGGUAUUAUUAUGGCUAUCAUCAUAUUCUUCCUGAUUAUGAACGUGGUAUUGGGCGAAUUUGUCAAGUAUGGUAUGGGUGGUAAUCAAGCGAAGGUCUUCGCGAAACCCAAUCCCGAGCGAAAGGCCCUAAAUGACGCCCUUAACGAAAAGCGAUUGCAACGCCAGAAGUCGAGGGAGGCGGACACUGGAUCUGCUUUGAAGAUUGAAUCCAGCAGCAUUCUAACAUGGGAAGACCUCAAGUAUGAUGUGCCUGUUCCUGGUGGCACUCGCCGUCUACUAAACAGUGUUUAUGGUUACUGCAAGCCCGGUCAACUCACUGCUCUUAUGGGUGCAUCUGGAGCCGGAAAGACAACCCUCUUGGAUGUUUUGGCAGCAAGAAAGAACAUUGGUGUUAUCACUGGCGACAUCCUCGUUGACGGUCUUAAACCUGGAAAAGAAUUUCAGAGAUCCACCUCGUACGCCGAGCAGCUCGACAUGCACGAUCCUACCCAGACCGUUCGCGAAGCCCUACGUUUCUCGGCCGACCUACGACAACCUUUCGAGACACCCCGCGAAGAAAAGUAUGCUUAUGUUGAGGAGAUCAUCGCUCUAUUGGAAAUGGAAAAUAUUGCGGACUGUAUAAUUGGAACCCCGGAAGCUGGUCUUACUGUCGAGCAGCGUAAACGUGUAACGAUCGGUGUCGAGCUUGCGGCUAAGCCACAGCUUCUACUGUUCUUGGAUGAGCCAACUUCAGGUCUUGAUAGUCAAAGCGCCUUCAACAUUGUUCGAUUCUUAAAGAAGCUUGCUGCUGCUGGACAGGCUAUUCUCUGCACGAUUCAUCAGCCUAACGCCGCCCUCUUCGAGAACUUCGACCGACUACUUCUGCUUCAACGAGGAGGCCGUUGCGUAUACUUUGGUGAUAUUGGUAAAGAUGCAUGUAUUCUUCGGGACUACUUGGCUCGACACGGUGCUGUUGCUGGCCCUUCCGACAACGUUGCGGAAUUUAUGCUUGAGGCUAUUGGUGCUGGAAGUGCUCCUCGAGUUGGAAACCGAGAUUGGUCAGAGAUUUGGAACGACAGCCCUGAGCUAGCUAACGUCAAGGAUACGAUCUCCCAGUUUAAAGAGUCUCGCAAAGAGGCGGCUGCGCAUACCGAUCUUUCUCUGCAACGCGAAUAUGCUUCACCCCUUGCACACCAAUUGAGCGUUGUCAUCAAACGUACCAAUCUCUCCUUUUGGCGAUCACCCAACUACCUGUUCACGCGCAUUUUUAACCAUAUUGUCAUUUCCCUCCUUACUGGUCUAACUUAUCUAAAUCUCGACGACUCCCGUUCGGCGCUGCAGUACAAGGUCUUCGUCAUGUUCCAGAUUACCGUUUUGACCGGUUUACUGCUCCCUCAAGUCGAACUAAUGUACGUUAUCAAGCGAUCGAUCUUCUUCCGCGAACAGUUGAGCAAGAUGUACAGCACAUUCACCUUCACUUCGGCUAUGGUUCUUGCUGAAUUGCCUUACUCGAUUAUCUGUUCCGUAAUCUUCUUCCUUCCCUUGUACUAUAUCCCAGGCUUCCAGACGGAGUCCUCGCGAGCUGGUUACCAGUACUUCAUGGUUUUGAUUACAGAGCUUUUCUCGAUCACUCUGGCGCAGUGCAUCGCUGCUUUGUCGCCUUCGUCUUUCGUCGCUAGCCAGUUCGAUCCUUUCGUCGUUAUCACUUUCUCGAUGUUCUGUGGUGUUGCAAUCCCUGCCCCUCAGAUGCCUGCUUUUUGGCGAUCGUGGCUGUAUCAGCUGGACCCGUUCACUCGUCUGAUUGGUGGUACUGUUACUACUGCUCUGGAUGACCUUCAAGUAAACUGCCGACCGUGGGAGCUCAACUCAUUCACUGCACCAGAGGGUCAAACCUGUGGCGAAUACAUGGCUCCUUUCUUAGAGAAGGGCGCUGGGUAUAUCGUAGACAACGCCACUAGCCUGUGCCAAUACUGUGCCUACAAGGUAGGCAAUGAAUUCUACGAGCCACUAGGCUUCAAGUUCGACUACCGGUGGAGGGACCUUGGUAUCUUCCUGGCUUUCGUGGGUAGCAAUCUGAUAAUCUUAUUCUGUGCUGGACGGUUCCUAAACUUUAACCGACGCUAA